ACCGGAUGCGGCUGACGUCACGUUCAUCGUAAACAUGGCGUCCGUGACAACAGCCACUUCAGAGUGGAUUCAGUUUUUUAAAGAUGCAGGGAUCCCAGCCGGUCUCGCUGUCACAUAUGCAGUUUCCUUCGUGGACAACAGAAUUCAGAAGAACAUGCUGAUGGACCUCAGUAAAGACAUCAUGAUGGACCUCGGCAUUACUGUCAUUGGCGACAUCAUUGCAAUCCUUAAACAUGCCAAGCAGGUCUACAGGCAGGACAUGUGCAAAAUGGCAACAGAAGCCAUCUCCUCAGGACAGACCAGUGUUCAGGCCGAGCUCAGAAGAACUGCAAAUACUCCUGCCACUCGCAUGAUUGCCAACGCUUUGAGCCAUGACUCCCCGCCGGCCACCCCAGCCCGUCGACCCGACAACCGCCUCUCCGUCACCGUGUCUAACAUGCAAGCAAACAAGAGUAACAAAGCAGUCGUAAGUCAGCCAGCUGAUGAGGGGAACGGUUUGCCAGCGGUGAAGCGCCGGCGUGUGACAGCUGAGAUGGAAGGCAAGUACAUCAUCAACAUGCCCAAGGGCACCACGCCUCGUACACGUCGAAUCCUGGCCCAGCAGGCCAAGAAAGGUUUGAAACGCACCUCCGUGUUUGCGAGACUUGGAGCUGAAUCGAAAGUAGACACAACUACGAGUAAUAACAAGCCCACCGGUGUGUUCAGCCGCCUUGACGGAGGGAACGGGGGUGAAGACAGAUCAAAGGCAGGAAACAUGGCUGCAGACAUGGAUGAGGAGGACAGUGAUGGAGAGGGCUCUGUCCUCCAGUACGCCGGGGUCCUCAAGAGACCUUCUCCAUCACAGGUCCCAAAGGCAGCCCCGACCACCCUGCGGCGCCUAGGAGGAAAAUUUAAGCUACCUCCCUCUGAUCCUCCCACCUCCUCCUCCACCUCCACCUCCACCUCCACAUCCUCUCCAAACGGCCUCCCACCCGCCAAAGUUAGUGUUCUUCAGAGACUGGGCAAACUUCCCGCCACACACUCAAACGCUGCUGCGUCGGCCACGGCGGCUGACACACAGGACAACAGAGUGACCAGCACCAGACCCAAAGCCCAGGAGAGAUUGACUGUAGCGAACUCCAAGGUCAGCAGCAGCACCGGGGUCAGGGGAGCGAUAGCAUCAGCAGCAUCAGCAGCAGCAGGAGGAGGAGGCGCAGGAGGAGCAGCAGCAGCAGGAGGAGGAGGAGAGUCUGCAGGAGCCCAGAUGGACGUUAAGGCUAUCAGUGUUUUUAAGAGACUUGGCAGCAAGAGGACCUAACACUCUCAAAAAAGAGAGUCCGACUCCUUCUGUAUGUUCUUUGUAGAAUUUUUAUCUCCACCUUUUUUGUUUUCUUUGCCUCAUGCACGACUGUAGAUUAUUAUUAACUGGCGCGCUUUUAAACUUUCAAUCGUGCUGCCAUUGGAAAAAAUCACCUUUUUUUUUUAUUAUUGUUUAAGCUUUUAAUAGGGACGCACUGUGUAUUCUUUUGCUCUGCCACUUGAUCAUAUCUGCUGUUAUCUUUUAGCGAGCUUAGUGCAUGAGCAUGACGUCAGCCGAGCUGCCACAGCGCUAUAGUUUAACCUCGUGACUCCACAGAUAAGGAUGCUGCUGCAUAAAUGUCCCUUUUUAUAGAUUCCUCCUGAAUCAACACACCCGAGCUCUCGAGCUCCUCCGAAAUAAUUGAUGUGAGUAUUGCCUGGACCUUAAAUAUGUCUAAAAAAAAAAAAAUCCUCAAGUAAAUUGUACAGAUUAAGGUUUUCCCCAAAAAAUGUAAUGCCCAGUACACCAGUCAUAGGACUAGCCAUAAAGUGGAAGUUAAAUUUUUUGAUUAUCGUUAACUUCGCCUGAAAAUUACCUCUUGUAUCAUGUUUUGAAAGUAGUAAAAAAAAAUGUGUAAAAGUGUUGGCUUCUAAACUUUGACGUGUGAAGAAAAAUCCAAAUGGUGACACUAAACAACCUCGUUGAACACUUGAAUUAAGAAAAAGCACCGCACCACCUCCUCCUCUUCUUCUUCUACUACUACUUCUUCUUCUACUGCACAUCUGCAACUUUUCUAUGAAGUUACUGAACAGUUUCUACAACCACCUACUUGAAGGCCGGAUUAGUAGAGUAUUGUUUAUUUUGAAAUGCAAUGUAUAGAUUUGUUAGACUUGAUUUCACACUGCACAGAACUGUUGCAUAUUUUUCUAUGUGGACAUUUCUCCUAUCUUGUAUCCAAGUGAAGAAACUCAGAGAUGCCAUCAGGCCUGGUGUCGAGGAGCCAGUGCUGUGCUGCAGCUUCAGUAGGUAGCUCACCCUACCCGGUAUGUGUCGUUUAACUCCUGUAUGCUAUUUUGGUCUAUCACACUUGUACUUUGUUACACUGUAAAUAUUUUAAAAUGUUUAAAAAUCACAUUUAAAGAUUUUUUUAUUAAGGAAAAAUAAGAGCAACACCUAAACCCCAAACGUCUGUGACUUGAAAGACAUAAAAGGAAAAAGAAAACUUGCUUGGAAGAUAAUUAAAUGAGGAAAAAGAU
Messenger RNA from Mugil cephalus (flathead mullet), 2535 nucleotides. It is a transcript of the gene c9h19orf47, whose product is annotated as chromosome 9 C19orf47 homolog. Bases 35 to 1297 code for a protein of 420 amino acids. The record is from RefSeq and is a predicted model, not a curated record. The transcript is spliced from 8 exons. Gene Ontology annotation, cellular component: nucleus. NCBI's taxonomy places the organism in Eukaryota, Metazoa, Chordata, Actinopteri, Mugiliformes, Mugilidae.